UUGCCUUCAUUGCUCCAUAUGUAAAAUGACAGGGGUUAAUACUAAUCUAACGUCAGCGUGGAUUCGGGGCUCGUAUAGCAGAGAACGGGCAGCCAAAAUUGCGUGGAACAGUCACGCGGGCUCAGACCGAUAAGCACUGCGGGGAAGAGACGCUGACAGGCACCCCUGCACGAACGAUGCCCUUGUCGUCAGCAGAACGUUGCAGUUCACGAUAAUCAUCGAGCCUGGUCCCCUUUUCACACAUAUAGUUCGCCUUUGCCCCUCUCUCGUCUCCAGUGAAACCUAAGCUUCAACCGGCAGUCCACAGUCACCAGCCAUGGCGUUCGACCCCUUCCACUCGGCCCGUCUCACCUACCGCGCGAUGGAGGACGCGGACGACGACAACACGUUCCUGCACUCGGUACAGCUCGACAUCGAGGCCCUGUCGGUCAACACGCGCAACCUGCUCGCUCCACAGAACAAGGUCCAGAGCAAGAAGCUCGGCGAGUUCCUGCGGGACGGCUGUCUCCUGGGAGUCAUCAUCUGCCUCAACCCAGGAACAGACUUGAACACCACGGCCGAGGCAGUCCCGAUAGGGUUCAUUUGCCUGAAGCUAUCCGAAGGGAAAUCCUCACACAGCCGAGCAAGCUCGAUCGGCCUGAGCAUAGUCCGCCAGUACCAGAACCGCGGCUACGGCUCCGAGGCGAUCAGGUGGAUCCUGGGGUACGGCUUCGAGAUGGCGGGCCUGCACCGCGUCGGGAUCGAGGCGUUCGGGUUCAACGCGCGGGCGCUGCACCUCUAUGAGAAGCUCGGCUUCGUGGUCGAGGGCCGCCGGCGCGAGGAGGUCUGGUUCCGCGGGAAAUGGCACGACUUCGUCGAGUUUGGGAUGCUCGAGAGCGAGUGGCGCAAGAGGCAGGAGGAGGAGGGCAAAUCGUGGAUCGACGAUACGGCGGCUUGAUGAUGAGGUCCAGUUGGAGCCAGAUGAGGCUGGUGGUCAUCCGAGGACGCUGGCUCUGUGUGUGUAGAGGGCAUCGCGGCUUGGUAGAUUGAUUCUAGAUCGUUAGCGAACCAUACCUUUUCGAGCGUUCUAGAUGGGAAUAUCACUCAGUGUACCUGCGAUGCCUUUAUUUCCGCUCUCGGUCUGCCCUUCUGCUUGGCCCGAUGCGUUGGCCAGACGGUCGGAGGAAAGUGG
Microdochium trichocladiopsis is the source of this 1171-nucleotide messenger RNA. RefSeq names its product acyl-CoA N-acyltransferase. NCBI's taxonomy places the organism in Eukaryota, Fungi, Ascomycota, Sordariomycetes, Xylariales, Microdochiaceae. Gene Ontology annotation, molecular function: acyltransferase activity, transferring groups other than amino-acyl groups. Bases 317 to 937 code for a protein of 206 amino acids. The record is from RefSeq and is a predicted model, not a curated record. The transcript is spliced from 2 exons.